UUUCUUAUCCUUUUUUUUGAAUAAUCACCUUUAUUUGUUUCAUCCAUUAGUCCUCCCAAGAUUUCUUCGCUCUCCUUUGAUUUCAUGUGGAAAAAUAAAAUUAACAUGAAAAAGUAGUUUUAGUAUUUUUUAGUAAAUAAAUAAAUGAAAAAGCAUACAAAAAGAACAAUCAAAAUUAAUAUGAACGUUUGAGGGAUACUGAUCGAAGCCUAAUAAUAAUGAUAUUUUCAAAAGAAAAAUGAGUGAAACAAACCUUCCACAUUCAAGUAAAAAACCUAAGAAACCUGCAUUGGACACAACAAAAGGGUUUUAUUUCGUAGACCAUAAAGAAAAAUAUUUUCUGUUUUUUUUAGAUUGCGUAGUGUCUUAUGCGUUUAUAACAGAACAAUGAUCAGAGCUCCUCUUUCCCAUCUUCUGAACACAAAGUCAGAUUCAACGGAGAAUUUUAGAGUCAAUAGUCCAAACAAGAUAAGCUGACAAUCAAGUGUUCAACUGGAAAAAACUAUAUUCUAGUUAAGAUACAAAAAGAAAAAAAACUAACACAGAGAAGGUGGUAUCAUCAACCAUGAUACUUGUUCCGCUCGAAACUUUGAUACCGAGCAGGAAUCACACGAAUCCUUUUAGAUAAUUUAUAUAAAUGAUCAACUCUAGCCAUCAACAAAACAUGAGCUCGAAUCACUUGAGAAUGUUCUCUUGUUUAAACAUCUCUGUUCACAGUCUUCAUCUGAUCUCCUUAUACAACAAUUGUUUCUUUUUUGAGAAUGAGUCUUUCACGCACAUAUAUUGAAUUUCCAUUAUGCGUACCGUUUAUACGCAUAAAGUGUGAAUUGUACGAAUUUUUUCAUGUCCACUAUUCUCCACACGCAUGUAAACACUGAAAAAGUUAACUUUUCAAGCGUCCACAUGGGUGUUUGAAGUAUUUUUUUCCUCAGAAUUAGUGAAAAUAUGAUGAAAAAAGUUAGAUGCUUGAGAAUUCAUACUUUUCACGCUUUCUAUGUUUCGCCGGUUUUUUUCGAUCAUCGGAAAUUGCGACUACCAUCCAAAAAUGUCCAAUUAUUUUCUGUGUUUAUACAUGUUUUUGAGAAGUUUUUCACUAUCUGAGUAGAAACAAACUCCAGAUAUCCAACACUAUCUAUCUCAUAUGUAAAAUACAGAUUAAAGCUCUGAAUACAUCAGAAGAUGAAUGAUCUUCUAUUCUGUUAAGUCAUUUGCGAGUUAUACAAGAGUCUUUAUCAUGUUACUGAAAAAGGUUAUAUUUUUUUUUGUUUGAUAAUCUCAACAUGACAAUUUCUAGUUUGAACUUCCUUUUGACCAAUUCAUUAUCAGAAAUUGAGUCUAUUCAAUUUAUUCAAGUCUAAUUCAAUAGGAAAACAAACUUAUCUUUUAAUACAACAAGAAAUUAAACGGAUCAUCAGUAAGAAAAGCAUUCUUGAAACAAUACAGUCAUACAGACGCGAAUACCUCGGUACAGUUUACAAUAGAAAAUGUUUUCUAAAAUAUAAGAUCAAUCAUUCGCAUCAUUUAUGGUUUCAUAUGACUGAAUAGCUAAAAGAAAGAAAGUUAAAAAGGUUUUAAUCGAUGUUUAUAUAUGUCAAUUGUUUAUGUGAAGAUUUCAGUAAUGUAAAGAGAAUCUCUUCAAAAUGCAAUGUACUCAAAGCUUAUUUAUUACUGAUUAGCUCAUUUGAAUAAAUAGGAUUGUCGAUGGAGAAAUGGUUUCUAGAAAAAGAAUAGUUAAAUACAAAUGAAGGAUGACUUAGGAAUCAUCUGCAUCCAUUUUGAAAAAUACUAUUGCACCCUUUUGCAAAAAGAAAUGUGUACUCAACCAUAGAAGGCAUACUUCAUUGAAAAUGUUCCAAUCUGCGUCUUGACUUGUAUUCUUUUUUUCAGCUAAGAAAAUGUUGUUCCAUUCUGCAAAUGUGUUGAAAUUUUUAGAACAUAUUCACCUGUGAUGCAUUAGGAUGUGUACUGCUUUGAUUAAAUGAGAUAAUCGUGAGAAAGAACUCUUCAUAAAGAAAACCUGAAUAAUUUUUGUAGAGCAUGCUGUAAAGGGCGACGAUACUGUUCUCGAGACAUGUUUUUUCUGCUGAAUGUAAAAAUGCAUUUGUAAUUAAGUAUACUUUUCUUAAAACUUGUUCUUAUGAAGUAUUCAAUUGGUAAGUGAUACAACUCUAAGGUGAUCAAAGCAAAAUACUAUCUAAGUGAAUUUGUGAGUAAUAAUAUAUGCACAAAUGCUAAAAAUAGUCAAUAAACUUUAGAAAUGAUUGAAAAUUAGUUUUGUCUGAGGGCUUUAUGAGUUGUAUUUUGCUCAGUUGAAACUUGAUAUGCUUCAAGUUGUAGGAUUCAUAUCAUGAUUAAGUAUAUUUGAUCUUCUCCAAAAAGUGUAGUGAAAUUUUGAAUUUUUACUUCAUUUUAUGUACCUCAUUAAAAUAUUUUUGUUCAAGUGCUGUUCUAUACAGUCCAAUAUUUCUUUCGUUUUUUUUAAAUUUGAACUAAAUAAAACUUAAAAUUAAAAAUCAGACAAAUAGAAAACUAUCCAAAUACACGACUAAAAAAUUUCUCUUGUCAGCUAAUAACAAUUACUUCUAAUUUUGAAUUUUAUAUUUCAUCUAAUGCUUGUGGCAUUUCAGUUCUGUUAGCUUUCCUGUUUUUUUUAAUAUGUUGCUCAUUAUUAUUUCGUAAAUGAGAUAAGUCUUGAAUUUUUAGUCGUUCUAAACUUGGUAGUAAUUAACUACAUGUUAAAAGUUCUAAUGUAAUUAAAAAAAUUGAAUUUAUUAAUAGAAUUUAAUAUUUGAUAUUUAUCAUACCUAAUUUUAUAGUUACUCUUUUGAUCAUUUGAUCGAUAAAUAGCACAAUUAAUAGUAUUAUUAUCAAGAUUUGACAUAAUUUUGGUUGAAAAAAAAAAAUUUAGAUAGGAGAUAUUUUAGAAUGGGUAUGUAUUGGUGUUAGCGAUAUUAUAUGAAUGGUCAAAUCAAGUGUAGAUGUCGUGAGUCUUAACGUGCUUCAUUUCUCACUAAAUGAAAUGUUUCGAAAAAUAAUACAAAUAAGUUUUUCUCAGUAUUGUUCAAAAAGAAAUAUCUAUAUAAUUCAAGAUAAUGAAGUUCUAUUUCAUUAUAUAAAUAAAAUAGGAAUUAUGCAAUUAAAUAAACCUGAAUUAAUUAUUAUUUAAAGUACUGGAUCAAGAGCAUUCUCUGCUGGUAGUGAUAUUAAAAUUCUCUCAAUGACACCAUCUAAUAACGAAAAUAUUCGAACCAAUUAUUUAAGAGACGAAUAUCAACUUAUUUAUCUUAUUGGAACUUAUAAAUUACUGUAUGUUGCAUUGAUCAAUGGUAUUACAAUGGGUGGAGUAUGUUGA
Rotaria sordida is the source of this 3352-nucleotide messenger RNA. NCBI's taxonomy places the organism in Eukaryota, Metazoa, Rotifera, Eurotatoria, Philodinida, Philodinidae. The record is from the annotation of a GenBank genome assembly.